This is a messenger RNA of Myotis davidii, 2937 nucleotides long. RefSeq names its product coiled-coil domain-containing protein 162. The transcript is spliced from 22 exons. Lineage: Eukaryota; Metazoa; Chordata; Mammalia; Chiroptera; Vespertilionidae. The record is from RefSeq and is a predicted model, not a curated record. Bases 1 to 2874 code for a protein of 957 amino acids.
AUGGUAGUUGCAGCCAGAAGACUGAAUGAAAUCACCUGGGGAGAGUGGGAAGAGCAGAGCAGAGGGCUGAGUGGACCCAAGGAAGACCACAAGGCAGCAUUUAGAGCCUUAAAGCUAACACUACAGCUGAUCGCUCCUCUCCAUGACAUCGUGGCCUACCUUUUCAGUUUCGCUAAACUUGGGAAUUUCCCAGCAUGCUUUGAAUUUCCUCUAAGUCCUAACCCUUUGAGAGGUGACUGGGGAGGAACUGAGGGCAUUGUGUCUGAGCUUCAAGGGCUGCAGAAGAUGAUUGACAGCCUUGAGAGUCCCCAAGACCCCACCCAGGUGUCCCAGGCACUCCUGCUCCGAAGGGAGGUCAUGUUUCUGCAAUUUGAUGCGGCAGUGAGGCACCUCACCCGAACGUUUCUGACAGCUGGGAAUGCUCCUGCCGGCCAGUCUGUCACAGAUGGCUCGUGCCACGGGCUGCCACCGCUGAGCAACGCACUGGUGAGGAGCAUUUUUGCUUCACAGCUCAGCCUGCCCCCGCCGCUGGAUCCACAGAGCCCCCAGGUUGCCAAGAGCCAUCUACGUACUGUGGAAAUGAACAAUAAACUGGACGAGUUCUCAUUGAAGAAGGAAGAAGAGGCAUCUGUGCUGUUUCCUUGGAGAGCAUUUCUAGAAGAUGGAGGACCAUUUCCAGUUAUUAGUAGCAGCCCAGAUACCCUGGAAUAUAAUAUGCAGCUGUGCCUCUGUAGGCUGGGUGACCAUGACCUCAAGGUGGCUCAUGGAGAGCUGGUGGACAUGCAACUGCUAAUGGAAGAUGUGCUUCUGAGUAGUAAUCAUAUGAUCGCGGAGGGCCCCCCAGGACGGCAGGGCACACUAGACAAAAAUACGCAGGACUGGAGUUGGAAGGACCCGGGUAAAUUCGGAAGUCAGUUCCAGAGCAGCCCAAAGGCCCCCUGGCAUCUGGGAGGCCCGUGUGAGGCAGUGGUGUCCCUUGCUUUGCUGAGAUCGUUUCUGGUGCUGUGGAAGCAGCUGGAGGUGCUGAAGGAGCAGUGGGGCCGGCUCAGGCUGCGAGGCCAGGACAUCACUUCUCUCUCUCUGCACAAACAGUUCUCGGAGCUCUACGAAACUGACAUUCUGUACCCCAGCAUGAAAGCUAUAGCUAGGAGGAUGGGGCAAGAAGAUGCAUUUGAAGAACUUAUAAUAAGUAGUCAGUCUAUUCUUCCCCCCGAAGGAGCCUCGGAAAUUGAAAUAAAGACUCAGCAGCUUCAGACACUGCUGGAAAAUCUUGAAAUUCAUAUGAUCCAGGAGGUAUUAAGACAAGUUAACAGAGAGAUAGCACUGGUUGUGUCAGAAAAGUCCAAGGAGCAGCCUACUCUCCCCACAGACCUUUGGAAAUGCCAAGUCAUGAAAGAAAACUUUUCAGUUAUCAGACCACAAAUAGUUGAAAAAUUUAUGCAGAGAUUAAUGGAGAAUUACCAGGAUGGUGGACUAGAGAUCACGUUCAGGAAAGACCACCUGGAGGCCUGCCUCCUUUCCCUGGGGUGUGAUGUGAUGGCGCGGGAACGCAGCAACUUCGAGAGCUACUCCAUGUGUUAUGAGCAUGUGCUGGAGCACACGAGGCUGAAGCUCUGUCAGACGGAGCAGGAAUUACAUGUUUUACGAAGAGGUCAGAGUCCACCUGAGGAUAAUGCCAGCCAGGUUGCGGAGCUCAGUCAUGAUAUGAUCAUGGAAAUCACGGCUCUGAGAGCCCGCCUCACGGAUUUGGAAGAGGAGAAUCUGAAUCUCGAAAAGCAAAUCAGAAAAGAAGUGCAAGAAGAAUACGCAGAUUUAGUCAAAACCUUGUUCAUGGGUUGUUUACACAUGAAAGAGAAGUUGCAUGAGAAUCAGCUUAAUUUGAUCCAGAAAGUGUGUGAGCUCAUCAGCGAAGUGAGAACAGAAUGGAUGGAUCACAUGAAGGACCUAAAGAAAAAAUGGGGCUCUGCCAGACCUGAUGAAGGAAUGAGAGAAAGCGCAGCCAAAGAGCAGCUGCGGGACUUGGAGCAGGAGAACUGCAGCCUGGCCGCCCUGGUGUGCAAAGUGAGGAGCCUGGGCCGCUGGAGGCUGGCUGUGCAGCAGGCUUCAGCUGCUCCAACCAUCUUAAAGGAUCUGACAGAGGCUGCACAAAGUAAAAAGGAGUGUGUGAGCACCAAGCUAAUGGCAGAACAAGAAGUGGUUUUAUUUCGCCAACAGCUACUGGCCCUGAGGCAGGCCCUGGCCCGGGCUCAGGCCCACAACGUGAGGAUGUGCGAGCAGCAGGAGAGCCAGGCCCGACUGCUGAAAGAGUUGGAACACAAAACGACCCAGGAAUCUCUCCACCGGCAGCAGCUGGAUUUACUGAAAACCUCCAGCAUGGAGAGGCUCUUGGAAGAUGUGGAGCAAAAAGAACAGCACCUGCAGCUCCUGGCUGGAGAGGCUGAGCGGGCUGCGAGACUGGGCCAGCUGCAGAGGAGGAAAACGGAGAGAGAACUCCGACAGAUGAGAAGGCAGCUUGCCCAGGAGCGCAGCGUGAAGCUGGACGCUUUCCAGCGCGUAGAAGAGCUACAAAGUCAGCUUAAUGCCGCUGUGAGGUCGUCUGUCCCGAUGAGCUCACCAGGAGGCCUUAUAUCCCGGGCUCCGGGCUCCCUCAGUUCUGCUUCUGCAUCAUCCAGAUACCCGCAGCAACACCUUUUAAAGACUAAUCUUAUGGGCAAUAAAAUAACAGGAAGGAUUCAGAGGCCGAAGACUGUACCUACUAAACACAAAAGAAGGACUGAUGAUGUCUUCCUACCCAAUGUGGCAGAAAAUGUUCAACUUUCAGCUUUUCAAGUUCAAACAGCUCCAUCCAGAAUCCCAUUUAGACCCAAUUGGUAAUCAUAAAUCCUUUUCCAACUUUUAUUUCUAUAAGCACUUAAAUAAAUGUGAUUCUAAACUCCA